Molecule: messenger RNA, 2592 nt
Organism: Diutina rugosa
Lineage: Eukaryota; Fungi; Ascomycota; Pichiomycetes; Serinales; Debaryomycetaceae
Gene: MDG1
Product: Mdg1p
Exons: 1
Coding region: 1-2592 (863 amino acids)
Source: RefSeq, a predicted model, not a curated record
AUGCCGUUGGUGCAAUUGCCCGACGGCCUGUUCGAAGUGACUGUUCCCCUCAAGGCCCAGGACAAGAUUAUGUACAAGUACAUUGUCGACGGUGAGUGGUUGGUUCUGCCCACUCAACGGGUGUGCCGCGACGAACACGGUAUCGACAACAACUAUAUUGAAUCCUCCGACCUCGUCGACAGUUCUGCCUCGGGUUCCCGCAUUCCCGAAGCCGGUGGGCUAGCUUUCGGCGGCGCUGCUUCGGACAAGGAGCAAUCGAAGAGCGCGGUGUCCCAAGGCGAUGCGCCCGGAUCGGACGCUCACAAGUCAAUUGGCAGCCGUAUUCCUGAAGCCGGUGGCCUUAUUUUCGGCGGUGCCGCUGCUCAACACGCGACCCAUCUGGAUGACAAGGACCUCAAGGCCACUGUCAUGCCCGUCGAACCUUUGAGACAACAAACUCUCGGUGAACCGGGUGUAGUCAUCCCUCAAGGUGACCAGCUUAAGGCUUUUGAGAACGUUCGUCAUGUCGACCCCGCCACUCUCAACCAACCCGAACCGUCUAACAACGUUACGGGUGUGGCUAUCCCUCAAGGUGACCAACUCAAGGCGUUCGAAACUGUUCGUGAUGUUGACCCCGCCACCCUCAACCAGCCUCAGGGUUUGGCUGGCGAUGUCACCCGCGAAUUGACUCCUGAAGAAAAAAAGAAACAAAAGAAGAAGGUCAAGCGUACGCAAUACAAGCGCAAGAAGAAGUUGAGGGAUGCUGCUGCCACUAACACUACUCUGGACUCGUCGCCUGAACCUGAGGAAGGUCUUGUUGCUGGUGGAGCUCUCCACCACCCCGACGGUCCCAGAGUCGCCGAAGAUAAGCGUGAACUUGCUCAAGAUGUCAAGGAAAUCAACGCUGAGCCUCACCCUGACAAGGCUUUCACCGCCGACCCCUUCCUCGAAGCUCCUCAUGACAAGCACCACGUUGAAAAUGUUGGUGAACACAUAGAACGUCAAUUGCACGGGGACGAACUUUCCCCCGGUACGGUCGACGUUUCUGGUGUCACUCAACCCAUUACUUCUGCAAACGACCCUGGUUUGAGAGCUGCCGAAAAGAACCACAACGUCGAGCAAGAAGGCGACCACCUUGAGGAAUUGUUGGUGGGCGAUUCCCACCCCCACUCUCACACCAACACCUCGACGGGCGCUCAACACAAGGAUGCCAUUGUCGGUACUGGUCUCCCCCAUGAAGCGGCUCACCCUGAUGGUCCUAGAGUCGCUGAAGAUAAGCGUGAAUUAGCUCAAGAUGUCAAGGAAACUAAUGCUCAACCUCACCCUGAUAAAGCCUUUACUACCGAUCCUUACCUUCAAUCUGCCGGUGGUUACGAUGACAACAAGUUGCAGGGCAACGAUGUACAGGACAAGCUGGCUGUUUUUGGCUCGGACUUGUCCCACCCUGAAUCGAAGCAAGCUGUUUACGGUUCUGACUUGGACAAGGGUGUUGAAGGUUUGGGUGCUGAUGCGGUGGUCAUUGCUGAAUCGAAGCAAGCUAUCAUUACUAACGAUGGCGCUUUUGUCACCAAAACUUUGGUCGCUGGCGAGGCCAAUGAAGUUCUCGAUGAAUCAACUGGUGAAGCCAGAGAAGUUUUGAAUGUUGCUGGAGGUACCUCCGGAGAUUUCAUCACCCCUGAACCCAAGGACCUGGAACCUGGGGAAUCUCGUGAACUCCACGACUCUCUGAAGCUUGGUGCGUCGUCGGCUACCGAUGCCAAGGAUGUUGCUCACCACAAUGUCGAUGGCGUUAACCCUGUCCCUCUCCCUGUUGUCUCGGCGGAGAAGCAAGAUCUCUCCACUACCGAACCUAAGGCGAACUUGAAGGAAACUGAAGCUGUUGUGCCCAAGACGGACGAAUCGAUUGUGCCCGUCAACGAAAACGAAUCUGCUAUUCCCAACGUCGCCCAAGAAAAGUCGUCUGCUCCCGCUAAUGAAGUCUCGAAGAAGGACGCCCACACUGAUGGCCCCAUCACUGAACGUGGUUUCAAUGCUCCUGAUGCUCACGACCUUAAGAACGAUGACGUCUAUGCUGUUCCUGAACCUACCGUCAAUGAUGUUGAACGGCCCAAGACUUUGGACCCCAAGGGAUCGGAGCCUACGUUGUUGAAAGACGGUGAGGCCCCUUCAAAGGUUGAACCUUCGACCGUCGAAGAGGAAAUCGUGGUUGCUGACGGUACCGCUUCUCGUAAACAAAUUGAGAAGGAAAUCCAGGCGAAGGAAGGAAAGGAUGUGGUUCUUGAAGAAUUCACCCCCAACCCUGAAAUUGCUGGGAUUUUGGAAGCUGAAGCUACCGCGAAAGACACCUCUGCCGCUGCUGAUGCCGAACACGCCAAGACUAUCGUCGUCGACAAGGAUACCGACAAGCCUGUCGAAGGAAAGACUGCCUCGAAGACUGCUGAAGGGUCUAAGACCGCCAGUGAAGGUAAGGCCACGCAGCAAGCUUCGACUACCAAAAAGCCCGCCGCGGCUGCCGCUAAGAAGCCUACUGCUUCCACCGCCAAGAAAACUUCUAAAGAACCUGAGAAGAAGAAGAGUCGUUUCUCGCGUAUUCUCAAGAAGAUUUUCAGCUGA